GGACAUAUGUUAGUCAUAGGUUUAAUGCGUUUGUUUUGAAUGUGCUUAUUGUAAUUUCGUGUGAUUAUCGCAGCAGUGAUUACGCUCGUAUAAAUCCGUUCGAUUUUAAAUAUGAUCUGCAUGUACAUUAACCUAUACUUAAUUUAUUGUACAUCUCAAAUUUCAGUCCGACCAGUUUUGUGAAAAGAUUCAACUGAUUCGUUUUAAAGAUCCGGCUCAAAUGAACGAAUCGGAUGUCGCUCUGCAGAAGCGCACAGACAGAGAAAGAGAGAGAGCUGCAGGAAAAGGGAACAUCACGCACGGGGUGUCGUUGUGAAAGCAGUUGUUCCUCUACGUCCAGACACCCAUCAAAACUUAUUUUUACACAUUAUUUUUAACGAGAUCCACCGCACUUACCCGAGCGUAACGUUAUACAACACAGCGUGAAACGGCGGUUUCCUGCACGGAGGAUUUAAUGGGAGUCUUGCAUCGAUAAAGCGCUUCUCCCCCCCUUGACGGACACUCGCUCGGACCGAACCGGACUCGGGCGCUGUCCUCACCGGGGGGUAUCCGAUCCCAGUUAUAUUUUGACUGCGAAAAGAACACUCCGGAGUCCGAAUAUGGCAGGAAAUCUGAAGAAAGGUGGAGGGCUUAUUGGCUUGAUGAAGGACGCUUUUCAGCCUCACCAUCAUCUUCACCACUCCCAUCACCAGCCCGGAGCCGUGGACAAAAAGACGGUGGAGAAAUGCUGGAAAUUCAUGGAUAAGGUGGUACGGUUAUGCCAGAACCCCAAGUUGGCUUUGAAGAACAGUCCUCCGUACAUCCUGGACCUGUUGCCAGACACCUACCAGCAUCUCCGCACUAUCCUAUCCCGCUACGAAGGCAAGAUGGAAACGCUGGGCGACAACGAGUACUUCCGCGUUUUCAUGGAGAACUUGACCAAGAAGACCAAACAGACCAUAAGCCUGUUCAAAGACGGCAAAGAGCGAAUGUUUGAGGAGAACUCUCAACCCAGACGGAACCUGACGAAAUUGUCGCUGAUAUUCAGUCACAUGCUCGCCGAGCUCAAAGCCAUCUUUCCCAAUGGCCUGUUUCAAGGGGAUAACUUCAGAAUCACCAAAGCGGAUGCCGCAGAGUUUUGGAGAAGGUCGUUCGGGGACAAGACCAUCGUGCCUUGGAAGGUGUUCCGGCAGGCCCUACAUGAGUUUCACCCCAUCAGCUCGGGCCUGGAGGCCAUGGCUCUCAAAUCCACCAUCGACCUCACCUGCAAUGACUACAUCUCCGUCUUUGAGUUCGACAUCUUCACCAGACUUUUCCAGCCAUGGUCAUCACUGCUCAGAAACUGGAACAGCCUGGCAGUGACUCAUCCAGGCUACAUGGCCUUUCUCACCUAUGAUGAAGUCAAAGCUCGUCUGCAAAAAUUCAUCCACAAGCCUGGCAGCUAUAUCUUCAGGUUGAGCUGUACGCGGCUCGGCCAGUGGGCUAUUGGUUACGUCACAGCCGAUGGGAAUAUCUUGCAGACCAUUCCACAUAACAAACCCCUCUUCCAGGCCCUCAUUGAUGGCUUUAGGGAAGGAUUCUACCUUUUCCCUGAUGGCCGCACACAGAACCCUGACCUCACAGGGCUGUGUGAGCCCUCGCCACAAGACCAUAUCAAAGUCACACAGGAGCAAUAUGAGCUCUACUGUGAGAUGGGCUCUACUUUCCAACUGUGUAAGAUCUGUGCUGAGAAUGACAAGGAUGUGAAAAUCGAGCCCUGCGGCCAUCUCAUGUGCACUUCCUGUCUCACAGCCUGGCAGGAGUCAGAAGGCCAGGGCUGCCCAUUCUGUCGUUGUGAAAUUAAGGGCACUGAGCCCAUCGUCGUUGACCCCUUCGAUCCCAAGGACCCCAAUAGUGGAGGCUCCUAUGGAGGCUGCAGGAGCAUGUUUGGGGCUGAGGGAGCCCCUUCGCCCAGCUACGACGAUGAUGAUGAUGAUCGCUUGGAGGACUCUCCUUUCAUGAUUAGCAAGCUGGUUGGUGCUAAAGUGGAGAGGCCACCCUCACCGAUGUCAGUUGCCCCUCAACCCGUCGUUCCCCCAGUACCUCCGAGGCUGGAUCUGAUUCCUCUCAGACCCACCAACCCUCCCGGGGCCUCUAGUCCAGGCGCCACGUCCAAGGCCGCAUCCCAUCACAAGGACAAGCCGUUACCGCUUCCCCCGGGCCUAAGGGACCUUCCGCCGCCUCCUCCCCCAGACCGACCACACCCAACCGGAUCAGACAACCGGCUCCCGAGACGCCCUCUUCCCAGUACGCCCGGAGAACCUCCUCGGGACAAACUGCCUCCUGCCCCUCCUAACCGCAACAUGCCAGACUGGAACUCCCGGCCCGUACCCAAAGCCCCAUCACAGCCACCAGCAAGUGGAGACUCCCGUGGGUCUCGAGAACUCUCAAACAGACACUCUCUGCCUCUCCAGCUGCCCUCCACUCUCGAUACCAGAGCAGAAGGCCAAAGAAACAACGGUCCCCCCAGCCUCGACCACCAGCUGAGUUUCGGGUCAUCCAAUCCUGGGUCAGAUUACGACAGCCCGAAAGUAAAGCCAUCUGCCUCGGCUAAUGCCAUCUAUUCCUUGGCAGUCAGGCCUCUCCCAGCAGUCAAAGCUCAGAACGAGGAGGACGUGUGUGAAAACGAUGAGGAGUCAGAGUACAUGACUCCAUCCUCUCGGCCAGCGCUGCCCUCUGCUGCAGGGGAAGCUGUGUCUAGGCUACCUCCUCCACUUUCCCUCAGUCCCAGGGGUAUGCUCAGUGAAAUGGAGUUAGAAAGCCCACAGAUGUACGAAGCUAUGUACAACAUCCAAGCCCAGGCCCUUACUCCCUCUGGACCACAUCAGGCCAGAGACUCAGAUUACUCUGAAUUGCCUCCUUUGACCUGCUCUAACGGCCCAAGGGAUCCUGUUGGUGCAUGUGAUGAUGAGGAGGAGGAGGAGAACAACUAUGACUAUCCUAAGCCCCUUAUACCCACCAACCUCGCCCGACGCACGCUUUCAGAUGUUAAUCCUACAUCUUCAGCCUUCAGCCGCCUUUCCAUAGACACUGAGCUUGGAGCGGCAGCACUCAUGGACCCCACUGAAGCCCCCGAGCGGCCUCCUAAGCCUAUUCCCCGUCGCAUCAACUCAGAUCGCAGGCCCAGCCCGGUUCCCCCUGGAGCGAGCCCAGGGCCCAACCAGCAGAUCAGCAGCGAGAUCGAGCACCUCUUGAGCCAGGGCUACUCCCAUCAGGACAUCCAAAAAGCCCUUAUGAUUGCACAGAACAAUAUUGAGAUGGCCAAGAACAUCUUGAGGGAGUUUGUGUCCAUCCCUUCCACUGCACAUAUCUUAACAUAGCGAAACUUCUAUGAGCAUCCAGUCGCGGCCCGGCCACGCUAGUCUAGCAUUCGUCUCGGACUCCAGAAGAAAGGAGCGCGAACUUGCGCUCUAACUCUAGCUCUAGUGACAGCGAGAGACACUUUCUCCGUAACACUUCUCGGAUUCUCUGUCCUCCUUCGUACAUCCGCAAGAACGAGGGGUUCGUUUCGGCCGCUUCUUCAACCUGAAGGCAGCGCAUUUCCCCUAAGGACAAAAAAGACAAAAACAUGUAUGUGUUUAUAUUUGAUUUAAUAUAUAAAUCAGAAUAUUGAGUAUAGUUAAUAUAUACACAUGUAUGUUGGAGAGGUUCAGCUGCACAGAUCAGGGUUUGUGAAGUAUUAGGCCUCGGAGUUCAGAUAGCUAAAGGGAGUUAAACAGGAGACUGCAGCCGAGCAUUUUCUGGCGUGAAAAAUGGCCUUUACUUGUCUUGCUUCGGUACAUUUUGUUUUCAAGUGUUUGAUUUUCAUUUUUCUUCUGUCUAGUAGCAUGCCGUACAUGUCAGUCCCCACAGCGCAGUCGCCCGUUUCAAAAAUACCGCUCAACCCAAAGCAACCUGUUCUCCGCUUGACCUUGACCUCCAGGGUACUGUGGAAAUUUUAUUUUUGAAGCGCAUGGUGGUGGCUGGCAUCGGAAAUGGGCUCUCCGUCAGCCUUUUUACGUCUGUGUAGCAUUACUGUAACUGUACUGUACCAUGAAUUCACUUCCCAAAAUGUUUAGGACAGCCAGUCCUUCAGAUUCCCAAUAGGAACAUGCUGAUGAAGGGUACAUGCAUCUGUUGUAAGUCGACAUGUAAUUUGUUUGCUCUAAUCUGAAUGUGUCAUUAAUAUGGUGGUCUCCGACUUUUGUGAAGUAGUGUGUUUACUAAAGAUUGUGUUCUUUAACAGAUAAAGGGCAAGAGGUUAUACAUGAAGUAAAACUGCUUAGUAAAAAAAAAAAAAGAAAGAAAAAAAAGAAGAAGUAUUUGCUUAAAAAGGUCCAAGGCCUGGCCAAGUUUCUGUAUUCGGUGGGGACUGAAAUCACUCUUGGGGAGGUUCGGACUCUUGUAUGAAGCUGUUCAUCUUAGAAACCAUUUCAUUUGAUCACCUUAAUAUAUUGUUAUUAUUAAUGUUAUUAUUAUUUUUUUGAUUUAUUGUUAUUAAUACAGAAGUGCUUUACUGCUGCUAUUAUUGUUAGUGCUAAACAAUUAAGCCUUAAAUGUACAUUUGUGAAUACUGUGUUUAACCCAUUUUAAAGUGACAGUAUCGGCUGUGUGUAAUUUGGUGAUGUAGCAUACUUGAAAUCAGAAGCAACUUGUGCAGGUGUGAGCCCAGCUGAUUUGUUCUGUGUGUGUGUGUGUGUGUGUGUGUGUGUGUGUGUGUGUGUGUGUGUGUGUGUGUGUGUGUGCACAUGGGAUUUCUUGUUUUCAUCCAGGUACGUUGCGUUUUGCUUGAAAUACAUACGUUUUUGUUUAUCGAAAUGGUGAUGUGUGUCACGGGGCUCAUCGCAGAAGGCUUUAUUUCUGUGUUUAGCCUGUCACCAAUUGGAUCGAUCUUUCAGCGGCAGCCCUGUUCAAGCCAUGAUCGCAGUGCCCAUAGUCCGCCUGCUGUUAGGGAGAAGGUUCUUCCCGAUCUCCCCUUUAUACUCAGGAAUACCAUGCAUUUCAACAGAAUCUACAUUAGUUACACCGUACUUUAAACCAGUGCAAGACAGUCUCGUUUUCAGGGUGAACACAGUGCUUUGAAGUCACUCUCAAUGACAUCAACAUCAAAUUAAUUAAUUCUGUGUUUCUUAAAGGGACAGUUCACAAAAAAAACUAAAUUGUCAUUAUUUACACGCCUUCAUGUUGGUCCAAUCCUCUAUGAUCUUUUUUUUUUUUUUAUGAUCUUUUUUCUCCAUACAAUGACUGUCAGUGGGAUCCAAAAUGAAAUUGGUCUUCCACUGACUUCCAUUGUAUGCAUAAGAUUUGUAAUUCACAAAAGAAAGUGAGUCAAAAAGCUUUGGAACAACAUGAGUGUUGUUAAAUUAUGCUCUCAUGAGUGUUAAUAAAUGAUGUUUUCAUUUUUGGCUGAACUAUGCCUUUAAUAUUUCCAGUUAUUGUUAUUGCACCAACACAUUUGAAUGCACUAGUAAUACAUUAAAGUGAGUUUGAGCCUCUCAUGUGGGACUCGAGGACUCGCCGACAUCAAAACUGGCCCAAUUUUAGUCCCUACUAGCCCCUAGUGAGAAUGUUGCACUGGGGUUGCAGGUACUUCCACAUCUCAGUCUUGUAGGUACACAUGCAACCUUGAAAGCUUACGAUCAGGCGAGCUGUUAAUUUUAAGUUGUAGGCUGUUAACUCUUGGUUUGUAGAUUCUGUUGCCUUGAAGCAAAUGAUGGUUUAGUACUGAUUUUUUUUUUUUUUUUACUGCACCAUAUGAAGUCUAGAGAUGAGAAGGUGAUGCAUUUUUUUUAUAUCUUUUCAUUUUACUGUACUACUAUUUCUUGAUGAUGAUGUGUGAUGGAUGUGUGAGGUUGUGUGUACAAUAUUUGGCACAGUGUACCAAUUUGUGCUAUGAUACUGUCACUUUAAAAUCAAGCGUGUAAAGUUACUUAUACAUAGAAUACGUGGAAAUGGCGAUGUUUUAUUUCGUUUUUGCAUUCCUGUACAUGUCAGAAUUUUAUUUUUGUUUACUGAUGUGAAUAUUACUGUGAGCAGUGCCAUAUGUUUAGAUAUGAUCGUAAUUUUGUUCUGCUACCCGGAAAAAGGCCUUGUUUAGUGUAAAGAGUGAAUGAUAUCCCUCAUGAAUUUUCGGGAAACGUUUUCAUUGUCGUUCAACGCUUCUUUGGCUUGGUCAGUGACAUCAUGGUGAAUAUCUGUCUGUUUACUGGAAUGUCUCGAUUCAAACCACAAGAGGGAGAGAGCUCCUCAUUUUGCCAUAACUUGCCUGAGUGUUUCAGGGUUUCUUUCUUUUGUGCUAAUUCUCAUAUCAGUUUGGAAGUAUGCACAGCGCUAUACUGUUAAUUAAAACAAUAGGACAAACAUCAUG
Cyprinus carpio (common carp) is the source of this 6364-nucleotide messenger RNA. Its product is annotated as Cbl proto-oncogene, E3 ubiquitin protein ligase. Gene Ontology annotation, molecular function: receptor tyrosine kinase binding; SH3 domain binding; ubiquitin protein ligase activity. NCBI's taxonomy places the organism in Eukaryota, Metazoa, Chordata, Actinopteri, Cypriniformes, Cyprinidae. The record is from RefSeq and is a predicted model, not a curated record. Gene Ontology annotation, cellular component: plasma membrane; membrane raft. Gene Ontology annotation, biological process: cell surface receptor signaling pathway; negative regulation of epidermal growth factor-activated receptor activity.